AUGCUCCGCAGCCACUCCCAUGAAGAAAAGCGAUGUCCUCUGUGUCGCGCAGUCUGGAUCCCUGCACGGUCUCUUGCCAUUCCUCCAGACGCACAAAACCUAAGCGCAUCACAGCGCAUGGCAGGCAUGUUCGCAGGUCUCGAUGGAAUCGGCGCGGAUAUCACCAGUCAGCAACUUGGCACCCGACGCGACUUUGGGAAUGAUGAUGAUAUACCACAACAGCACGCCCGACGACUUCGCCGCGAACUCCUAAGCCCAGCUGAUCGUUACGGAUCGAGGGCCCUAAGGGAGGAGCAGCAACGUGCUCCCAUUGUGAUUGACUCGGACUCCGAUGACGCGGAUUACUAUACGCACGUUCAGAACUUCGAGGACUUCAGAAGAGAUCUCGCUGAUAUAAGGAACCGGGCUCCGUACAGGCAGGUGUCUAGGAGUAGUAGGAGGCGACGGGUUGCAGACAGGACUGGUAACGACAGGAACAUAAACGGCAGUUCGAACGAGGGUGCCAACUCGAACAGUAACAGUGACAACGCCCCUGUUCCUCGUGGUCUCAGGAGGGUGAACACGAGUACUCGAGGAGUUACCGACGUUAUCGCUGCAGGUGCGUUCAACCGCUUCUUGAACAAUCGCCGAGCUCUCAACCCUUUCCGACCUACUACAGAAAACAACAUUACUACGCCCUCUGCUCUCACUGGCAACACUCUAGGCGGGCGCCGGCGUGAAACCGAACGUGAGGAUGAACAAUACCGCGAGGACCAGCACCUGCGCACAGCAGGAUCUAGUCCGCCUCAAGAAUUCGCAAACCGGUGCAGACUGACAGAAGAACAACAAGCAAGUAAUCAGCAACAUACUCCGGGUUUCGAGUCACCGCCGCCCCAUCAGCCAAAUGCAGGCUCCCGUCGAACAAACAUCCCGCACGCCCAUCUUUCCGGCCCCAACACUCCAGAGACCCCUAUAGACAUUGACAUGACAGCAGACGAACUCAUUGAUCUGUCGGCUAACCAACCACUCCCUGCGCAUGGAGCGGUCCGUAGCCGGCAACUUGAUCUUCGCGAAGGUAAUCUGAAUCGGCGGGAGCAAGCUAUGACCAUGCGACAGACGAUACUGGCAAGACGCGAGGUAGACCUCAUAGCGCGAGAGACGAGGGUUGAUGAACUGAUGCGUGUGGUGAGGAGGCAUCAGGAGGAGGGGGAGGAAUUGCUUAGGAGACACGGGGAAGAGAUUGCCGAACUUUUGAACCAAGAAGGCUAUGAAGGUAGCGAAUGA
Molecule: messenger RNA, 1263 nt
Organism: Alternaria postmessia
Lineage: Eukaryota; Fungi; Ascomycota; Dothideomycetes; Pleosporales; Pleosporaceae
Exons: 1
Coding region: 1-1263 (420 amino acids)
Source: RefSeq, a predicted model, not a curated record